Debaryomyces tyrocola is the source of this 612-nucleotide messenger RNA. The record is from the annotation of a GenBank genome assembly. Lineage: Eukaryota; Fungi; Ascomycota; Pichiomycetes; Serinales; Debaryomycetaceae.
AUGAAGACGCAUGAUUUACGCAUAGUUCAGGUAGAAGGCAUAUCGUUGGUGAUUCACGACAAAAAGAUUUUCAACCCAUUAUCGGAAAGGUUCAGAAAACAUGUGCAUCGACUAGCAAGAAGUAGUUCCGACGAUAUAUUGGACCAUAUCAGCAGCCACUUCCAAAUUCGCUCACGAGCCCAUUACUUACAUAGACAGUCCGUGGGUGUAGAGAAUCCCGACAUAGCAGGCGUAAAGCUCAAAAAUCUAAACGUAUGCAGCGUUUGUUUUGACUUUUGUGCUGAGAAGUACAUCAACGAGCAUCUCAAAAAAGCACAUAAUAUCUCGAAAGGAUUCAAACAACAUACGUUCAGGACAACCGGACAUGCUAUUCCUACUCAGAACUUCUCGUUGUCUUAUUUGUACAAGAAGCCAGAAAACACAUUGGCUACCGACAUGAUGCGCUUGAACAAUACUGCCGUGACAGACAACAGCUGCGACCAAUUUCUUUAUUACAUAGGACACACCGCCUACUAUGGCCAGGGGUAUCCUGCAUAUCUUGCAGCAGAAAACUUAAUUGAAUUCUUCAAAGCCUUGCGUCAUUUUAUCAUUUUAUAUAUUCCCGUUUUGUAA